AUGAGACGCUCCAUCUCCGUCCAACAGGUCGUUGAUGUAACGUACGAAAACGGGAAUGGAACAAUCAAGCAAAUCAACCAGUAUAAGGAACUAUGCUUGGUUGGAGAAGGUUCUUUUUCCAAAGUUUUCCUUGGACUUGAUGUAAAUACGAACAAAUACUAUGCAAUUAAACGUAUAAAUCUUAAAACAUUUGUAAGAUCAUCGAUGGGAAUACAUCAACUAGAAAGAGAGAUCGAAAUCAUGAGACAAAUUAAAAAUAAAUACGUGGUUCAAUUGCAUGAAGUAAUACACGUCCCAGAAAGAGAUGUUGUAUACCUUAUAGUAGAUUACGCAAAUUGUGGGAACCUUGAUCAAUUAAUAAAGUCAAAAGUCAAACUUAAGCCACAAGAAAUUUGUGCUUUGUUCAGACAGAUUGCAGAAGGUGUUAUGUUCCUUCACCAGCAUAAUAUUGUACACCAAGACUUAAAACCAGCGAAUAUCUUGCUUAAGUCUGAUGGAACAAUAUUAAUUUCAGACUUCGGCAUUGGUAGGUCAUUUCAGAGUGCAGCUACUGUAGUUGGUACUCCUGCAUACCAAUCACCAGAAGUUGUCGACGACGACUGCGAAUAUGACGAGGAAGAAGAGAUCGACCCUUGCAAGGAAGAUGUCUGGUCCCUUGGUGUUACUCUUUACCAGCUCGCAUUUAAUAAGCUUCCAUUUACAGGAAAUAACGUUUUCGAGAUCGUUCGUUCAAUUGAAUCAUCAGUUCUGAACAAACCAGAAGGCGCAGAUGACGUCUUGUGGGAUCUAAUUUUACACAUGCUUGUCGUUCAUCCAUCACGAAGAUACUCAAUUUUCGAUGUCAUUAACCAUCCAUAUACAAAGUCCGCUGACUUGAAAUUCGCUCCUAAAUGCCCUGCAUUUACAGUUCCAGAAGUAAAUUCAGAUGCUCCAAUUCAACACAUUCAAGGAAUUGUCUGUGACAAAGACUACAAAUUCCAGAAUUCAGAAGCAAAUGUUAAACCUAACUUACCAUUGUUUGCUGCUCCAUUCCAAUGA
Messenger RNA from Trichomonas vaginalis G3, 1038 nucleotides. RefSeq names its product protein serine/threonine kinase protein. Gene Ontology annotation, molecular function: protein serine/threonine kinase activity; ATP binding. The record is from RefSeq and is a predicted model, not a curated record. The transcript has a single exon. Gene Ontology annotation, biological process: autophagy; peptidyl-serine phosphorylation; autophagosome organization. Gene Ontology annotation, cellular component: cytoplasm; autophagosome. The coding region runs from base 1 to 1038 and encodes 345 amino acids. NCBI's taxonomy places the organism in Eukaryota, Parabasalia, Trichomonadida, Trichomonadidae.